AUUUUUUCAAUUAAUUAUAAGUUAGCAUUAUCUUAUAAAAUAAGAAUAUAUUCAGUUUUCCACAUCUUACUGCUGAAACUAGCAGUACAGAAAAUAUUAGCGGAUAAUAUAGCAGAAGUAGAGAAUAAUGAAUCAGAAUAUAAAAUAGAAAAGAUUCUUAAGUAUAGAAGCAUAAAUAGUAUGAGGGAAUAUCUUAUCAAGUGA
Cryphonectria parasitica EP155 is the source of this 204-nucleotide messenger RNA. RefSeq lists its product as uncharacterized. The transcript has a single exon. Lineage: Eukaryota; Fungi; Ascomycota; Sordariomycetes; Diaporthales; Cryphonectriaceae. The record is from RefSeq and is a predicted model, not a curated record. The annotation marks the transcript as partial.